This is a messenger RNA of Effrenium voratum, 399 nucleotides long. The record is from the annotation of a GenBank genome assembly. Lineage: Eukaryota; Dinophyceae; Suessiales; Symbiodiniaceae.
AUGCUUUGCAUAUCCGCGGAUUUUGAUGUUUGGAGUUGCUUCUGCCAAUUUUUCGCUGGCACUGGUUGCAGCUUCACCUUGGGGAGGAGGCCGUUGCAAGAUCCGUUGAGGCUGAGGCGCGCUCGCGACGUACUGACAGCGCAUUUCCACACAUCCAGAAUCAUACUGCCAGCAGCGGGAGAUUCGUCAAUCGUUGCAAGCACGGCGUUGCCAAGUCCAGAUACUGAGUCAUAUUUGCAAACAAUCCAAGUAGUCAUGCGCUAUGCUUUAGUAGUGUUGCAUUGCACGGCUCGAGUGGAGACUUUGCACUCGAGAGAUUUUGCGCAACUUGGCAUAUCUUUGGCAUCUAAGCUCAGUUGGUUGCCUUUUGCCACUGGCAAACUGCACGGCAAAGCAUGA